Molecule: messenger RNA, 1278 nt
Organism: Asparagus officinalis (garden asparagus)
Lineage: Eukaryota; Viridiplantae; Streptophyta; Magnoliopsida; Asparagales; Asparagaceae
Product: E3 ubiquitin ligase BIG BROTHER-related
Exons: 7
Coding region: 82-969 (295 amino acids)
Source: RefSeq, a predicted model, not a curated record
AAAAAUUCUAUUCUUCCUCUUUUCAUCAGUUCAAUUUCAAAAAUCUUUUCUUUCGCUCUCCCCGAUACGUUUUCUCUAUCGAUGGAGAACGCCAAAGAGAACGCUGGCGUCGAGAAAUCCGCCGCCGGCGAAAACCCUAACCCUAACGCUCCUGCCCCCGAAUCUGCAUCGGAGGCGGCGGGCUCGAACCCUAGCUCGAAUCCGCGGACGAGAACGCCGUUCACGAACCUGGGUCAGGUCGACGCCGACCUCGCCCUCGCUCGCGCUCUACAGGAGCAGGAGAGGGCGUAUAUGAUGCUGAGGAUGGAGGGUUUUGAUGGAGGGAGCUCUGAAUCUGGUAGUUUUGUGUACGAGAAUGAAUUGGAAGGCGAGGAGGAGGAUGGUGAUGAUGACGACGAGGAGGAGGAGGAGGAUCAUGUUGAUCAUCCCGAGGAGGAUCAUGGCAGCGUUGGGGGGAGUGAUUACGGGGAGGAUGCGUUCGAUGCGAAUGAAGAGGAGCUUAAUCCUGCGGAUUUUGAGAGUGAUGAGGCCUUUGCCAGGGCUCUGCAGGAUGCUGAGGAGAGAGAAGUUGCUGUUAGAUUGAUGGCAAUUGCUGGAUUAAAUGAUUGGGGAGUGGUGGAGCGUGGGGAGCAUGUGAGGCAUUCUCAGGAACCAUGGCAAGAGGUUGAUCCAGAUGAACUUUCAUAUGAGGAGCUGGUUGCAUUAGGCGAGGUAGUUGGAACUGAGAGCAGAGGGCUUUCUGCAGAUACAAUUGCUUCCUUACCUUCAGUUAAUUACAAAGCACAAACUUCUCAAGAUGGCAACACCGACCAAUGUGUUAUCUGCCGAUUAGACUAUGAAGAUGGCGAUUCUUUAGUCUCACUUUCAUGCAAACAUUUAUACCACCCUGAGUGCAUAAACCAAUGGCUUCAAAUAAAUAAGGUAUGCCCUAUUUGCAGCUGUGAGGUUUCUACCUCUUCAGGACAGUAGUCAGGAUUAAUGAACAGGCUUCUUGAGGCCAUAUCUUGCUGAAGAGGAAUAAGAAAGAUGAUCGUGGCAGAGCUUCUUGAAGUCGUGAUACAUUAUGAUGCAUGUUUUGACAGUAUCACCUGAAAAAUGAUAGCAGCAAAGUGCCCUCUUUAUAUGCAUUAAAUUUGAUAUAGACGUUAUUUAAUCACAAACCUCGCUGUCUGUUGGAUACUUGUGUAACGUUUUCGAGAUCUUGUUAAAAGCUAGCUACUGGACUUAAAUGGCAGAUUUAUGUUAUUAAUUCAUGCGUGGGUCUCAGUUUGAUCAGAA